Molecule: messenger RNA, 1239 nt
Organism: Penicillium atrosanguineum
Lineage: Eukaryota; Fungi; Ascomycota; Eurotiomycetes; Eurotiales; Aspergillaceae
Exons: 2
Coding region: 1-1239 (412 amino acids)
Molecular function (GO): oxidoreductase activity
Source: RefSeq, a predicted model, not a curated record
AUGGCGUCUCGGAAAUGCGCAGCUGUGGUCGUGGGCGCUGGCCCGGCCGGCGUCGCAGUCAUGGGAAACUUGCUAGAGCGCCAGAUCGGCACGAUAGCCUGGAUCGAUCCCAGCUUCGAGUCCGGUCGUGUCAACCGGAAAUACCGCGAAGUUCCUAGCAACACCAAAGUAGCCCUCUUCCAGGCCUACGCCACAGCAACACAGCCCUUCAAGACCAUCGUCGAGAACUCAUGUCUCCCAAAUGCAUUCUCAUCCAUGGCCAAACUGGACCAGGAAAAGACCUGCCACCUCCACUACGCCGCCGACAUGGUCCGCGACCUAACAGACGGCCUGAGGAAGAUGGAUUCCGUCUACGCCUACCGCGGCUUCGUCACCGCCGCCAACCUCGUCGAGAAGGUAAAACCACAACACCCGCAUAUCGACACAUCCGAGAAUGCUAACACCGACCCCCAGACCUCAGACAACAAAUGGACCGUCCGUGUAAAACGUCAUGACUCAGAAGAUGAGCUCGAAAUCGAAACUUCCCGCCUCAUUCUCUGCACAGGUUCCCACCCAACCAACAUUCCCGUCCCAAUCCCUGGCCUAGACAUCUUCCGCCUAGACCUCGACACAGUCCUGAAACCCUCCGAACUAGCAGAAACUCUUCCCAAAUCACACCCUUCCACAGUCGCCGUCGUUGGCGCCUCCCACUCCGCCAUCCUAGCAAUCUUAAACCUAGUCACUCUCGCCCGCGAAUCUCAUCCUCACCUCCGCAUCAAAUGGUUCACCCGCCACCCACUCCGCUACGCCGAGUACAUGGACGGCUGGAUCCUGCGCGAUAACACAGGGUUGAAGGGUUCAGCAGCGGACUUUGCGCGUGCGCAGCUUGAAGAUGGCGUAUUGAGUACUUCGCCUGCUGGACAGGUUUUGGACAAGGUUGAUUGUGGUGAGGGCAAGGAGGCCGAGAUGUAUGCCAAGUAUUUGCCGGAGUGUUCGCACAUUGUGUCUGCGGUUGGGUUCACGAGGGAUCCGUUACCGCAGCUUGUUAAGGAUGGGAGGCCGCUUGCUAUGGAGUUUGAUCAUGAGUCUGGGCAGUUCCAUGAGCAGGCUGGUGGGAAAGGCAUCCCCGGGUUGUUUGGUGCUGGAAUUGCUUUCCCGGAGCGAGUUGUUGACCCCUAUGGCAAUGUUGAGUAUGCGGUGGGAUUCUUUAAGUUUAUGAAGUUCUUGAAGAGGGUCACGCCGGCUUGGGGUCCGGCGUAG